Molecule: messenger RNA, 1040 nt
Organism: Coccinella septempunctata (seven-spotted ladybird)
Lineage: Eukaryota; Metazoa; Arthropoda; Insecta; Coleoptera; Coccinellidae
Product: piggyBac transposable element-derived protein 1-like
Exons: 2
Coding region: 37-708 (223 amino acids)
Source: RefSeq, a predicted model, not a curated record
ACAAAAUUCAAAGGCCGAUCAUCCCUAAAGCAGUAUAUGCCGAUGAAACCGGUAAAACGUGGAAUAAAAAUGUGGCUACGUUGUGAUGCUCAAUCAGGAUACACAUACGAUUUCAAUAUCUAUGCUGGGCGAGAAACGGAGGCACAAAUAGGUACAUUGGGAGAGCGAGUGGUGAACUCCCUUGCUUCUACAAUCCGCCAAGAUGAUGUAACUCUUUGUUUCGAUCGUUUUUUCACAACAGUGAAUUUAUUGGAAACAAUAAAAUAUCCCGCAUUGGGUACAUGUAUGAGCAAUCGCAGGAAUCUACCAAAAAUCGACACAAAGUUGGAGAAAAGUCAGUACGUAUUCAAAUGUACGCCAAAAGGAUUGCUAUAUGUCAAGUGGCGGGAUACAAAGGAUGUAUGUGUUCUGAGUAAUUGCCAUUCAAAUGAUGUAACCACUGUUAAAAAAACACAAAAGGAUGGUAAGAAAGUCACAGUACAAUGUCCUGCUAUGAUUGCAUUUUAUAGAGAAAUCAUGGGAGGGGUCGACUUAGCCGAUCAGAUGUCAGGCCUUUAUGAACUAGAUCGGAAAUCCACCAAAUGGUGGAAGAAAAUAUUUUAUAGGCUGAUGAUGAUGGCUGCAGUUAAUUCUUGGAUAAUAUACUGUCAACUCAAGAAAAAAAAAUUCCUUUCAAAAGUUUUCUUGUUCUGCUUGCUGAAGAAUUAGUAUCAGAAGGCAUGAAAACCACAUCAGUCAAAAGAUCAUCAAAGAAUGGGCGCUUAUCAAAAAAGGGGAAAACAAUGAAAAACGUCUCAUUACAUUUACCUUACGAAGGAGGAACAAGAAGGCGUUGCAAAAGGUGCACAACACUCGGAAAACAAUCGAGGACAAAAAUGGUUUGCAAAGAAUGCGACUUACCACUUUGCAAAUCAUGCUUUGCCGAUUAUCAUAUGUCAUAAUAAUAGCCGAUAAUAUCUUAGUAACACAGUUUUAUAAAAUUGUCUUUGUUUACAAACACUUUGUAUAAAUAAAAGUGAGUUUGAAAGUACUUGUUGUAU